AUGGUAUUUAUUUCCAAGAACCUUCAUCUGACGAAAAUCCCUUCCAGAUCAGAGGCAGACAUAGUUGUAGCUAAGAAAAAGUUAGAUUCUAUCCGAGAAUGGAUAUCAAAUAGUGAACAGCCCGGUGCUUCUAGGAUCAUGCUGAUCACAGGUCCCUCCGGAUCUGGGAAGUCUGCGGCAGUACGCCUUGUCGCCGCUGAAACGAACCUCGAGCUGCACGAGUGGUGUGCCCCAGUGCCGACACUUUGGGAGGACUUCAGGUACAUUGAUUUGCCAUCGGCUUCAUAUACUUCCAAGGUGGAUGAGUUUUUGGCGUUCAUCGCACGUGCGUUUCGAUAUUCACCACUCGAUCUCGGAUUAGAGACCAGGGUCGGGGAGCAUAAAGACAAAGGGGAGCAGGUCUCAAAAAUCACCCGAAAAAAGUUUUUGCUCGUUGACGACCUUCCUUUCGUCAACAAUUUACAGCAAUCUGAGCGAGUUCGCACAGUUUUGCGACAGCUUAUGCGUCAGACUAUGUUCCCAGUCAUCUUCGUUAUGACGGACGCGGGAAGGAGGAAAAGAACAGGGGUACGAUCUGAAAAUGGCUACUUAGGGAGCGGAGAGACGAAAUACUGGUGUGCAUCACCGCUUUCAAUUGACCACUGUUUGUCCCAUGAAUUAAAUUUGGCAGGCGCAGUUACAGUUUCACUGAAUCCCGUUACCGUACCUAGACUUGUCAAUGCUCUCUCUGUGAUCGCGAUGAAUGAAAAUCUUAAGGUUCCGCAUGCGACACUGGUGGAUUUGGCUGCUUCUGCAGCGGGUGACAUUAGAAGUGCAAUCACAAGUUUGCAAUUUUUGGCCUCGCAGGAUUCAGAGGAUAAUGCGCACCACGAUAAGCAAGAGCACGCGAGUAAGCACGCAGACUCAUCAUCCGCGAUGAAUGAUACAAAAGACAUGUCAUGCCUGCCAGCUCCAGGUUGGUCAAAGCUUGUGCAGCGACAUGAUGUUUUAUCCACAUUUCACGCUCUGGGCAAAAUUCUUCACAAUAAACGGAUGUCUGGAGUAUGUGACAACCUGCGGCCUCAUAGUUUCAAAAUAGGAAAAUAUUUCUCAAAGCCAUUCCUCGAAACGGAUACAUGGGGCCCGGAACUCUCAGGUACGACAGCACAACGCAAACAUCUAGUUACGAUUAUGCCUGUGCAUCCGUCGCUGCGGCGAGAACCAACAUUGUAUGAUCCUGAAAUGAUACUUUCCAGCUCACGCUUGAGCGCCGUGUCUACAAUUGAUUUUCUUUUUGAGAACUAUGCAGACUUUAUCCCCGAUGCUGGAAUCGGGGAUGCGGUGUUGGCUCUUGGGUACAUUUCUGAUGCUUCGUUACUUCAAUUCUGGUCAAGUGCCGCUUGUGUUAAAAUGGACGUUCCGCCGUUGAGUGGAAAUGAUCGGAAUUUUUUUGCAGAGUCUGACAGGAUCAGUGAGCAUGCAGCAGGAUCUAUCGUCACCCGCGGUCUGUUGUUUGCUCCUGAUCCUUCUCGACCUGAAAUAUGUAAAUGGUUCCAGAUUCGAGCUCCGCAGGCUGGCAAGGUUUUCAGAGCCGCUUCGAAGAACCUGUUUGAGGUACAAAAAUUUGUCGUCACUGCAUCAAAGUCAGUCCUUACAUUUUGGUCGCAUCUAGCCACUGCUGCAGCCGAAACAUUACCAAUUUUAAGAGUUAUUGCAUCGACUGACCCUUCUGGCGAUUCAACGGCGCCACAUUUGCCUAAAUAUUGGGAGAAUGUUGAAGGUGAAAUCUCUCCCACCAAGAAUUUUGCAGAUAGUCAGAUACGCGUUUCAAGAGCUUUUCCGUCUGAGUUUGGGUCAAGCUUAAGUGAAGGUAACAAUGUCACGCAGAACUCUUUGAAUGCGUUUCCGGGUCGGACCGCGCAAUUAGCACCGUCUACUUGUGAAGUUGACAACAUAGCCGAGUGGUGAAAGAAUAUGGUCGAGUUUGAACCACCCAGUAGUACGAGCAAAACAUCUUGGGCUGUUAAGAAGUCGACCUCUUGUCAAACUCAUGCCGUUCCUGGCGCGAGGAAUCGGUCUCACAAUUUGACACAAUCAUACCGUCCUAUGACUUGACAACGAAACUGAAAGUUGUUGUUUGUACGCAUAUCAACGCACUUUUCAAGGUAUUCGACAUAGCCGAUCUUAGAUGACUUCGACUCGUCAACCAAGAGUCGGGGUUUAUUUCUUCCAUGCAUUUCGGUGGGACAGGAUAGAUAUAUAUAUAAAUAAAUAAGAAGGUAAUAAUAAAUAAUAAUAAGU
Molecule: messenger RNA, 2280 nt
Organism: Micromonas commoda
Lineage: Eukaryota; Viridiplantae; Chlorophyta; Mamiellophyceae; Mamiellales; Mamiellaceae
Exons: 1
Coding region: 1-1947 (648 amino acids)
Biological process (GO): DNA damage checkpoint signaling; mitotic DNA replication checkpoint signaling; DNA repair
Molecular function (GO): chromatin binding
Source: RefSeq, a predicted model, not a curated record